Molecule: messenger RNA, 1248 nt
Organism: Acanthamoeba castellanii str. Neff
Lineage: Eukaryota; Discosea; Longamoebia; Acanthamoebidae
Product: SH3 domain containing protein
Exons: 8
Coding region: 1-1248 (415 amino acids)
Biological process (GO): endocytosis; actin cortical patch localization; plasma membrane tubulation
Cellular component (GO): actin cortical patch; medial cortex; Rvs161p-Rvs167p complex
Molecular function (GO): protein binding; lipid binding
Source: RefSeq, a predicted model, not a curated record
AUGAAGAAGUUCAGCCAGAGAAUCGGAGAGGGCGUGCGAAUCUACAAGAAGACUGAAGAAGAUGAGGACUUCGUUCAGCAGGAGAAGCUGGUCGACACCACCAGGGACGCGACGGACAAACUGGUGAAGUGUCUGGCGCCCAAGGCCGGACCUAAGAACAGAGCCAAGAAGCUGGUGAAGACCGGCGAGAAGAUGCAGGAGGUGGACAGAAACACAUCUGAGUUCGGAAAGGGUGUGGCUUGCCUCGGUCAGACGAUGAAGGAGCUGGGCCAUGAACAUGCAGAGCUGGAGAACCACAUCGCCAUCAACACAAUCAAUCCUCUCAAGGCCUACCGCGACGGUGACCUGAAGGAGAUCGCUAACCUCAAGAAGAGGUAUGAGAGCAAUCGUCUGGAAUACGACACGGCCAAGCGGGCCUAUCAGUCCAAGAACACGCCCGAGAACGAGGACAAGGUGAACCGCGUGAGAAUGCGGUACGAAGAGGCCAGGGACGCCUACUACGAGAAGCUUCAGCACAGCCAGGACGAUGACCACGAGCACCUGGAACAUUUGAAGGCCUACGCCCGCGCGAUGAUCGACUACCAUCGCAAGUGCAUGGGGCUCUUCCAGGCGGCCGAGAAGGAACUCGACAUGCUUACCGCCUCCGCUCGUCCCGUCACUUCCCGCAAGGGCUCCUUUUCCCACGAGUCCGAGACCCACCUUGUCACUGGCCCAUCGGUGUCGCAGAUGAACGCAGGCCCCGCGCCGCAGCGACCUCCCUCAAUGAUGAUGGGACACCAGCCCUACCAACAGCAGCAGCACUACCAGCAGCCGUCUCCUCAGAUGCCCCAUAUGCCGGCGCAACAGCACCAGUCAUACGGCGUGGGGGCUCCCAUGAUGCCCCCGCGAGCCCAUCAGUCGCAGGGACCAGCCGGCCACGGUCCUGCUGCCCACCCAAGCAUGCGACCCGCUCCCGUGGGAACCGGCCAACACCAACACCAGCAGCCGCACCAGAUCCCGCACUCCUCGCCGCGAGGAGCCGGCGAACAGCCCUCCUUGCCCAUGCGCCCACGCACCAACUCAGGACCCAGGCCCAUUGAGCGAUGCCGCGCGCUGUACGACUUUGAGCCAUCCGAUGUGCCCAACGGGAUCUCGAUCAAGGCCGGCGAUGUGAUCACUGUGCUGAACAAGACGCCAUCGGGUUGGUGGGAGGGCGAGCUGCGCGGCCAGACAGGGUUCUUCCCAUCUAACUAUGUCCAGCCGAUGUAA